Papaver somniferum (opium poppy) is the source of this 459-nucleotide messenger RNA. RefSeq lists its product as uncharacterized. Gene Ontology annotation, cellular component: cytoplasm; nucleus. Lineage: Eukaryota; Viridiplantae; Streptophyta; Magnoliopsida; Ranunculales; Papaveraceae. The transcript has a single exon. Gene Ontology annotation, molecular function: 3'-5' exonuclease activity; nucleic acid binding. The record is from RefSeq and is a predicted model, not a curated record. The coding region runs from base 1 to 459 and encodes 152 amino acids.
AUGGUAAGGAACAUUUCAACUUAUUGUGAAGGAAAUCAUGGUCAAGAUCCAAGAACCGUAAUCACUAAUUUCUUCAAUAAAAGGUUACAAACAACAGUAACGUCAAGAUCAGAAAUCAUAAAACAAUGGGUUGCUGAACGUUUGGAAGUUAUCAAAUUCUUCCACAAUGAAAAUCGAAUCAUUGUUGGAGUCGGUGUUCAAUGGACAGGACCAACUAGAGCGGCUGAUGCACUACAACUCUGCAUCGGUACACGUUGUUUAGUGAUUCAAUCGUCUCAUACUCCUCAUAUUCCUUAUGAGCUUCAUAGUUUCCUUAGUAAUCCAAAUAAUCAUUUUGUUGGUAUUUUGAAUGAUUUUGAUAAACAAUUACUUGAGAAUUGUCGGCAUCGGUUGUGCGUUUCGAAUUUGAAGAAUUUGGCAAGGCAUUUUCUUGGUUUUGUUGAUGUUCGUAAAGAUUAA